UUUGAUCUCAUGACCAUAUAACCAGGAAUCUCACUUCAAUAUUCAAAAACAGAAACUUUGCAUUUGCAGUUUACCACUAUCCAAAAUAAACAUGACCACCACAUCUGCUGCUGCAGUGCUAAAUGGCUUGAGCUCCUCUUUCUUGACUGGUGGCAAGAAAACUCAAGCCUUGUUAGGUGCUCCUGUUACUGCCAGAGUUGCCACUCCCAAGAGGUUCAUUGUGGCAGCUGCUGCUGUUGCUCCCAAGAAAUCUUGGAUUCCUGGUGUAAAAGCUGGUGGCAACUUGGUUGACCCCGAGUGGCUCGAUGGCUCGCUCCCUGGUGACUUUGGUUUUGACCCACUUGGUCUUGGCAAGGACCCUGCAUUCUUGAAAUGGUACAGAGAAGCUGAGCUCAUUCAUGGCAGAUGGGCAAUGGCUGCUGUAUUGGGUAUCUUUGUUGGUCAAGCAUGGAGUGGCAUUCCAUGGUUUGAGGCUGGUGCUGAUCCUGGUGCUAUUGCACCUUUCUCUUUUGGCACACUUCUUGGCACUCAGCUUCUCCUCAUGGGUUGGGUUGAGAGCAAAAGAUGGGUCGACUUCUUCGACAAUGACUCUCAGUCUAUAGAUUGGGCCACUCCAUGGUCCAAAACCGCUGAGAACUUUGCCAACUUCACAGGCGAACAGGGUUACCCUGGUGGCAAAUUCUUCGAUCCUUUGGCAUUAGCUGGUACACUUAACAAUGGAGUUUAUGUCCCCGACACAGAAAAGCUUGAGAGAUUAAAGCUUGCUGAGAUCAAGCAUGCUAGACUUGCUAUGUUAGCCAUGUUAAUUUUCUAUUUUGAGGCUGGACAAGGGAAGACACCCCUUGGAGCUCUUGGUUUGUAAGAGAUUCAUAUUAAACAUUUCACUGUAAAAGAGUCGUUGAAUGUAGAAAGAAAGUAACCAAAGCUUGAAUUUGUCACUUCAAGCUUUUCCCUCUUGAGACA
Molecule: messenger RNA, 963 nt
Organism: Solanum tuberosum (potato)
Lineage: Eukaryota; Viridiplantae; Streptophyta; Magnoliopsida; Solanales; Solanaceae
Product: chlorophyll a-b binding protein CP24 10B, chloroplastic
Exons: 2
Coding region: 92-862 (256 amino acids)
Biological process (GO): photosynthesis, light harvesting
Cellular component (GO): membrane
Source: RefSeq, a predicted model, not a curated record